Egretta garzetta (little egret) is the source of this 3756-nucleotide messenger RNA. It is a transcript of the gene RHBDD1, whose product is annotated as rhomboid domain containing 1. The coding region runs from base 531 to 1475 and encodes 314 amino acids. Gene Ontology annotation, cellular component: membrane. Gene Ontology annotation, molecular function: serine-type endopeptidase activity. The transcript has 8 exons. NCBI's taxonomy places the organism in Eukaryota, Metazoa, Chordata, Aves, Pelecaniformes, Ardeidae. The record is from RefSeq and is a predicted model, not a curated record.
UCCGCCGAGCUUAGCUCGUCCCCCGCCGCUGGGAGCAGAGCGGCGGGGCGGAGUUCAUGGAAGUGAAGCGAGUUUCAGAAAUCUUAGAAAUACCUAAUAUUGCACACUUUAACAACUCUUGGCGGCGGCGGCGUCCCCGUCCCCCGCUUCUGUUGGGCUUUGCUCUCUCAAAUGCUUUUUUCUGGCAGAAGGAAGCAGUGCCUGAGGGCGUCACGGGAAAAACGGCGGGGGGGGGGCGCUCCCAAGGGCCAAACCCCAGAUAACGUCUGUCUUAUCAGAGCUGGUUUAUAUUGCAUUAUGAAGACACUGGUCUGAUCUUUGUCUCCAGAGGAGGAAAUAGGAAGCAUCACUCUAUGUGCUGCAAGUAAAUCCUUUUUGCGAUAGAUGAGGCCUCGGUUUUGAGGCAUGUGAACCAACCAUUUCCACAUUGGUUACCUACCAAAGAAUUUCCAAAACUUGCAUGGUUUUGAAUUUGAACAAAAGACCAGAAAUCAGAAUAAUCUUCACAUUUCUUUGAAUAAGAAGUAAUAAUGCAACGAAGGCAGGGAAGAGUCAAUGCUGGACUGCUUUUGCUGCUUUAUCAAAUUUCUCAAGUUGGACUCCAGAACAUUCCUUCUGUUACCCUUGGGGUGCUUGCACUGAAUAUUUUUCUCUUUCUGAAUCCUGUGAGGGCACUUCCUGAAGUGUGUAUCAGUGUGAAGGAAGGUUUCUACAGGAAGAACUGGCAGCGUUUACUGCUUUCUCCUGUCCACCAUGCAGAUGACUGGCAUUUGUACUAUAACAUGAUUUCCAUGCUUUGGAAGGGGAUAAUGCUGGAAAAAAAGCUUAAGAGCAUAUGGUUUGCAUACAUAAUUGCAGUAUUUUCAGUGCUGGUUGGAGUUGUUUAUAUGGUGCUGGAAUUCAUGCUUGUGAAAAUUCUGGAUGAUCCUUCAUAUGAAAUGAAUUGUGCUGUAGGUUUUUCAGGAGUCUUGUUUGCUUUGAAAGUUCUUAACAACCAUUACAAUCCAGGAAGAGUCAGCAGUGUCCUUGGAUUGCAGAUACCCAGUAAAUAUGCUUGUUGGGUGGAGCUGGUGGCUAUUCAUUUAAUCUCCCCAGGGACUUCUUUUGCUGGGCAUCUGGCAGGGAUUCUUGUUGGAUUGAUGUACACUAUGGGACCUCUGAAGAAGAUCAUGAAAGCCUGUGCAGGUGGCAUUUCUUCAUUCGCUGACCCUGCCAGGCCAAGGGACUACUAUUCAGACUAUUACAGCUAUCCAGGUUAUCAAUACAGAACGCCAAGGAGCUAUUAUGAUUAUACAGGUGGGCUUACUGAAGAAGAACAGCUUGAAAGGGCAGUGCUAAACAGUCUUAAUGAAAGAGAUUUCAGUGGAGCAACGUAUAAUAAUGAGCGGCGACCCUAUGGUUUUUGGUUCCCACCUGAGCAGCAUUCAGAAGAGGAAAUAAGAAGGCAAAGGCUUCGUAGGUUUGAGAGACGAUAACAUUGGCAGGUGUUGGUGUAAACUGUAAAGUGCUUUUCAGAGUUACCAGAAUGUUUGCAGAUUUAUUUGUAACACGCAGAUUCAUUUGUAAUAUUUCUCCAAUUUUUUUUUUUUUACUACUAGUUGCAAAACUGCAGAGGAUUUGGUGAGUUCAGGGUCAAAAUUGGAACUUGCAUAAAACGUGUGAGAUAGGAAUCAAAAUGUGAUCUUGGGCAGUCUCCGUCUUAAUGCACCUUAAAUAUGGAAGAAGACGGAUGGUUUUACCGAACUGUAUUUUUUCUUAAGUUCUUUUGUGCAGCUUCAGGAAUUCCUUGGCUUUUUGACUGCUGGUAUUCUUAGACAACAGGUUUUCUUUAGCUCUCACAGAAGAAAGAAACACUACUUUUUUUUUUAAUAUGAUUGUAAAACUAUGCAAUUUUUUUUACAAACUUGUCUCUCUGUCGAUGAUGACCAAUUGUUCUGGGAAUUGAGAAGAUUGCUUUGAUGACAACAGCUAGAGGCUAGGCUUGAGCUUUUCAGCAGUCUUGCAAACGGUGUGAAAAAUAGCUGCAGCUAUCCUUACCCUAAGGCGUUAUUUAAUGCAACCUUUAGUGUUGCAGCCUUCCUUAAAACAUGCCGUUUCAUCUAGAGUUUGUGUGUGAUAAAAAUGAGUUGUAACUACUUAAUAUUUCCUAAAGCCUUUCUUAAUAUUUAUGUUUUAAAUAAAAGGCUUCCCUUUCGAGUUGAAGUAAUUUGUUAGGAGUUUUAAGGAAAGGGAGGUGGAUAUCCCAUACAAAGAAUAUAUUUAUUUAGUAACUUAUACUUUUUCAAGGCAUCUAUUCCCCUUUCUAAGAAGGCUUGGGAACCGUAUCAUGUAUAUGCUGUUCAUGCAGCUGUAGAGGUUCUACUGUUUCUCUGUACGUAUCUCAUCUGGCGUCCAGUAGCAGCAGUAAGAGGUUGCAGACUUGUGGAGAUCUUGCCUAAAUAUUGGCUACCAUGAAUUCUUCAUUUUCUAGGAAGAAUUUCCCUACCCAACUCUGGAGUAGUUGGCAGGAGCCAGAGAGCUCAGGUGUGACAUUGGGCAGACCCGCUGCUUGCUGGUUGUCACACAGUGCCUGUCGUCUGGGGGCACAUCUGCCCGUUCACUAACGUUAACUAACGAACCUGAAGGAGUUUUGUUCCAGUAUCACUCAAAAAUUACUCAUUGCCCAGUUAUUUUUUCCUCCAUACUAGCAGAAAUUCUUCUGAAACUGGGGAUGCUCCUCUGUAACUAUUUUCAGUCCUGAAGAGGUGGGAUUGCUCAAGAAGAGUUUGACUAUUGGCCUUUGGUGCAGAGCUGUUGGAGCCUCUUCAGCACUAAUGUAGUAGAGGAUUAGGAUGAGCAAUUUAAUGGUUUCUUUUCAGGUACCUGUGAUCACCAGUCUGUGCUUUAUGAAGUCUACUUCUCUAUGGAGUUAUCAUUCAAAUGUAAAAACAUAGUGCUCUAUUUUUCAUACAGAAAAAAAUCCUGAAACUAAGUUUUUUACUAUGCUCUUUAAAUAGAGAGUGCACCUUCUGGCCAUGACUAAGCUUUUGUUUGCUGAAAAAUGCACAAGCUGUUCUUUCUCUCCCCUGCCAUUCUUGCUUUCACCGUCCCCCUUGCACCGACUGUUGGUCUGCGUGCCGAGGAGCAGCACGGUGUCGUUACGCCAGGUGUGUGGCUCCAGGUUCUGAGAGCCAAGAGACACGGUGGCAACACGACUUUGGGUGUGCUUGUUCAGGUGGUGCAAGAACACUGUUACAAUAUGAUACUAUGCAAAGUGUUCUCUGGCAGGGUCUAAGACACUUAGUCUGUAAGGAGUGCUGAUUUUUGUUGUGGUUUUGGUCUUGGUUGUUUUUCUAUCUAUGCAGUAGCCAUAGAAUAAAAUAACAGAUGCUCUUAGCUAAUUUUUCUAUGCUCACUAAAAAUAGGUAUCAAAAAAACUGUGUACAGUUUGCAUAUUGUUCUCAGUGGGUAAUAACUACUUGUAAAUGAGGGGGAAAUAGCAUUGCUUCCUCAGACUAAUCUUUUAAUGCUCUGGUCAAAAGUGUCAGUGUAAUUUACUGUGUCUGUUAAGCUCUGUUAUUUUAAUUAUUUAAGACCACUGGAGUAGCCACCUGUCAGUUGCAAAAAAAUGCUUAAGUAAAAUCACAAACUCCAUCACAAUUUUAAAAGCACUUUGUUUUGUAAAGUAAGGUUAGAAAUACUUGCCAUUAAAUAUUCACAGAAAUUGUCUGUACUAAUAAUUGUUCAGCUCUUUUGACUUGUUUGUAUACAAAAUUG